Aureobasidium vineae is the source of this 834-nucleotide messenger RNA. The record is from the annotation of a GenBank genome assembly. NCBI's taxonomy places the organism in Eukaryota, Fungi, Ascomycota, Dothideomycetes, Dothideales, Saccotheciaceae.
AUGUGCUCUACAUGCGGCAGUACCAUCGCCGAGAAAAUCGAUGGCCUACUUUGCAUCCACACAGGAGCUCUCGACCAGUUGGACGACACAGUGCAGUUUGAACGCCAAAUAUUCGUCAAGGAUACCAAAGAUGGUGGCUUCAGCCACUGGCUCAAAGACUUGCCAAUCGAGACACACGCUACUCUGAAUGACAGUCUGCCUGCAGACUGGCCCCAACCAAGCAAGCGACCAGCAGACAAAGUAUCAGAUCGACUGCACGCCCACUGUCUAUGCAAUGGUAUCAACUUCUGGAUCUCUCGUCCACUGACAUCAUCCGCCAACCCCGACAACCCAAAGUCUGACACAUACCAGCACAACCCUGACCGUGGAGAUUACGAAGUUGAGGACCCCUGGUGGCUUUGCGAGAACCGCACCAAAUUCUUCGCCGAAGUAUGCCAAUGCAACUCCUGCCGUCUAUCGAGUGGCUGCGACUUCAUUCCAUGGACCUAUGUUCCAACCACAGACGUCUCUUUGGCCGCUGAUGGAAGCGUGCCUUUCUCCCGCGACUUUGGUACGCUCAAGAGCUACCGCUCUUCUGACCACGCAACUAGAUGUUUCUGUGGUGAGUGUGGUGCGACCGUCUUCUAUAUCAGAGAUGAAAGACAUGGUAUCGCAAACGUGGCUGUGGGAUUACUUGAUGCAGACGAGGGCUCGUUGGCACAAAGCUGGCUUUGGUGGAGGACUGACGCACUUGACUUCAAAGAGGAUAGUAUAGGUCGUGCAGCCGCUAUUGUAAAUUCUGUCGAAGGGGCAUUGCAGAAGUGGGGCCAGGAAGCAUCAGCUUCGAGCUCAUGA